Prorocentrum cordatum is the source of this 345-nucleotide messenger RNA. NCBI's taxonomy places the organism in Eukaryota, Dinophyceae, Prorocentrales, Prorocentraceae. The record is from the annotation of a GenBank genome assembly.
AUGUACUUCCACCGGCAGCACGCGGCACAGGCGACCCAGGGCCUCAGGUCUGCCGCGCCCGUGCACGAGGCCGACCUCGAGGUCGCCGCGAGGCUGCGCGAGCGCCUGCAUACGCCAGGGCCCGCGCGGCAGGCUGCCGACGCCGCGGGCGACCUCGUCGCCCAGUUCGUGGCCGAGAUCCGCAGGGACGUGGAGAUGCUCGUGCUCUACGGGCAGGUCGCCGUCGGCGACAUCGUCGAGGCCAGCCUCCGCCGCCACGGGCUGCUGGGAACGCCCGACGCGCACGUCUGGGAGGGCGUGGCCGCGGAGAUCGCCGCGGAGGCCCCUCCCCAGCAAUCGAGGCCG